Molecule: messenger RNA, 1485 nt
Organism: Parascedosporium putredinis
Lineage: Eukaryota; Fungi; Ascomycota; Sordariomycetes; Microascales; Microascaceae
Source: the annotation of a GenBank genome assembly
AUGACGAAUUCGCCGAAUGAAACCAUUGCGGCCUAUAUAUAUUUUGAUGGACGUGCCAAGGAGGAGGUUGCGACAUUGCUGCGCCCUGGCGAAGAGACUUGGGUCAAUAGUCGUUGGGUACAAGUCCCCGAGUCAGAAGGCGGCGGCCUUGCAGAGAGAGAAUUUCUCUUUAGGGAAGUUGGCUUGGAGCGCUGGCUUAACGGGCUGGAUCUCCAGGGCGACGACGCCCAGGCCAAGAUUGAGCGCCGACGAAAGAAGUUUGAAAAGCGCCGAAGGCGCCAGAGGCGUGAUGAGGAGCUAGCCGAGUCCAAUGGAAACCCUCUGUCGGACGACGAUUCGGACUCUCUCUCCGACGAUGACGAGCCGCCCGAAGCCACGGGACAGAUCAAGGUGUCCAUGUUCAGAGUGCUCGCGUCGGGAGAGAUCAAGAAGGGCGAAUACUCACCCCAGUUUGACGCCCAUGAUGAUGACGAGGACGACCUCGAUACCGUGGCCGCCGAGAGUAGCAAUUCGCUUGCUGCCGAUGUUGAGCACACCACUAGCUUUGCGAAGCCCAAAACCUUGGAUCCCAGCACGAUUAGCACUCAGACUGUCACGGGUAUUGAUGGGCCCGACAAGCCCUACGCAACGUUUACUUUCUUCUACCGUGGCGAGCGUCAACUCCAAAAGAUUGGCGUCUUAUCGAAAAACAAUGCACCAAACACACCGGGCGGAUCGAAACGUCGUUCUGCGCAGCUCGACUUUUCGACGCUUGGUCCCCUCAAGACAGGAGGCACUGUCGGGUUUUCGGCUUUCCGUGACGCAGAACGGGACGCUAACAGCCGCAAGAAGGCUCGUAAAAAGUCAAACGGCAACGUGGGCGGGCUAGACGAUGAUAGUGACGAUGAUGAUGAUGACGACGACGAGAUCCUCGGGAACAUGGUGGAUGUAGAUGAGAAAGAAUCCAACACACCCGCUGGUGAUACUGCUAUUCCUAAAGAGCUGGCUGACGGUGUCGACCGAAUGAGGCUUAAACGGGCUCACUCGGCGGACCCGGACAGUCCCGCGGCUGCAGCUGCCGCAGCGGCCUCUAAUCCAACAAGCACGACAUCAACAGCAGCGGCCGGCCUGCUUCAGCCGUCGCCACUCAGUAGGGAUGCCGUGUCGACUAAGAAUGCCUCAACUCCUGGCCCCGUAGCUUCUGCGGUGCCGCCUAGCACCAAACCUGAUGACACUUCUGUUCUCGGUAGCCCGAUGAAAAGACAUCGUCCCAGUAUCAGCGGCCCUGCAGAUAAUGGGCCUACAGCGUCUGGUGGCGAAGAGGAGGAACUCUUGGGCGUCACAUGGAUGCUCGAGGCCAUGUGGACCAAGCCCGAAACUAAUCCAACGUCAUCGGGCAAGCACCCCACGAUGAUUGAUGCCACGCCGCCUACGGGAAUGCCAGGAACCGACUGCACAGAUCCAGCGUGUAUCGUACACACCGAAGAACCGGGUGCGAGCCACUAA